This is a messenger RNA of Trichechus manatus latirostris (Florida manatee), 3009 nucleotides long. It is a transcript of the gene TOX3, whose product is annotated as TOX high mobility group box family member 3. Gene Ontology annotation, cellular component: nucleus. NCBI's taxonomy places the organism in Eukaryota, Metazoa, Chordata, Mammalia, Sirenia, Trichechidae. Gene Ontology annotation, biological process: regulation of transcription by RNA polymerase II. The record is from RefSeq and is a predicted model, not a curated record. Gene Ontology annotation, molecular function: chromatin DNA binding. The transcript is spliced from 7 exons. The coding region runs from base 67 to 1773 and encodes 568 amino acids.
CGACUGCGAGGAGGCGGACACCCGUCCCGGCGAGCCCCAGCCCCGGCCCCCGGGCCCGGCUCCGGCAUGGAUGUGAGGUUCUACCCCGCGGCGGCCGGGGACCCCGCCGGCCUGGAUUUCGCGCAGUGCCUGGGGUACUACGGCUACAGCAAGUUUGGAAAUAACAGCAACUACAUGAACAUGGCCGAAGCUAACCACACGUUGUUUGCAGCCAGUGAGCAGACGUUCCAUACACCAAGCCUUGGGGACGAGGAGUUUGAAAUCCCUCCCAUCACGCCUCCUCCAGAGUCAGACCCCGCCCUGGGCAUGCCCGAUGUUCUGCUACCCUUUCAGGGCCUCAGCGACCCAUUGCCUUCCCAGGGAAGUGAAUUUACACCCCAGUUUCCACCUCAAAGCCUGGACCUUCCUUCCAUUACGAUCUCAAGAAAUCUCGUGGAACAAGAUGGUGUGCUUCAUAGCAGUGGAUUGCAUAUGGACCAGAGCCACACACAAGUUUCGCAAUACCGUCAGGAUCCCUCCCUGAUCAUGAGGUCCAUUGUCCACAUGACUGAUGCUGCUCGCUCGGGGAUCAUGCCUCCUGCCCAGCUCACCACCAUCAACCAGUCUCAGCUCAGUGCCCAGCUGGGCCUGAAUUUGGGAGGUGCCAGUAUGCCCCACACAUCUCCUUCACCUCCAGCAAGCAAAUCGGCAACUCCCUCCCCUUCCAGCUCCAUCAAUGAAGAGGAUGCUGACGAAUCCAACAGAGCCAUCGGAGAGAAAAGAGCUGCUCCGGAUUCUGGCAAGAAGCCCAAGACUCCAAAGAAAAAGAAAAAGAAAGAUCCCAACGAGCCCCAGAAGCCAGUGUCAGCAUAUGCCCUAUUUUUCAGAGACACGCAGGCUGCAAUUAAAGGUCAGAACCCCAAUGCAACCUUUGGAGAGGUCUCCAAAAUCGUAGCAUCUAUGUGGGACAGCCUUGGAGAAGAACAAAAGCAGGUAUAUAAAAGAAAAACGGAAGCUGCCAAAAAAGAGUACCUGAAGGCCCUGGCUGCAUACAGGGCGAGCCUGGUUUCCAAGGCUGCCGCCGAAUCAGCAGAAGCCCAGACCAUUCGUUCUGUUCAGCAGACCCUGGCGUCAACCAAUCUGACAUCCUCCAUCCUUCUCAACACUCCGCUGUCUCAACAUGGAACAGUAUCAACGUCGCCUCAGACUCUCCAGCAAUCGCUCCCUAGGUCAAUCGCUCCCAAGCCCUUAACCAUGAGACUCCCCAUGAACCAGAUUGUCACCUCAGUCACCAUUGCAGCCAACAUGCCAUCGAACAUUGGUGCCCCACUGAUCAGCUCCAUGGGAACAGCCAUGGUUGGCUCAGCAUCCUCCACCCAAGUGAGCCCUUCAGUGCAAACCCAACCACAUCAGCUGCAGCUGCAGCAGCAGCAGCAGCAACAGCAACAGCAGCAGAUGCAACAGAUGCAGCAGCAGCAACUCCAGCAGCAUCAAAUGCAUCAGCAAAUCCAGCAGCAGAUGCAGCAGCAGCAUUUCCAACACCACAUGCAGCAGCACCUGCAGCAGCAGCAGCAGCUGCAGCAGCAAAUCAACCAACAGCAGCUGCUGCUGCAGCAGCUGCAGCACAUGCAACACCAGUCUCUGCCUUCUCCGCGCCAGCACUCGCCCGCCGCUUCCCAGAUCACGUCCCCCAUCCCCGCCAUCGGGAGCCCCCAGCCCGCCUCUCAGCAGCACCGGUCGCAAAUACAGUCUCAGACACAGACUCAAGUCUUAUCGCAGGUCAGUAUUUUCUGAAGACACGUGGCGGAUGGAGUUGUGUGGAUCAGGAGGGUGGCAUAGGAGGGGUAAACCAUACGUGGCUGAAACUUGUAAGUUGGUGUUGGUUAUGCAGCAAAUGUGUAACAGAUCAAACGGUCCUCUCAAGUGUCUAUUAGAUAGGCAAUAAGAACUACAGUGUAGCUGGGUAUCAUCUUUUAGCCGACUGUAAAUCACUUUGUUUUUAAACAAGAAAAGCUGUGCUCUUUUAUGUGAUGGCUUUUUUAUUUAUUCAGGCUAUACCUACAAUAUGUGAAUCGAACCGUUUCAUGAAUCCUGGGACGCACUGAUGAUUAUAAACUGGCCUGUCUGAGUCACAGAACAUGGCCUUAUUGCUCCUGAAGUGAAUAAACCACACUUCCAGGCUGUUUGAACUUCCGAAGCCCUAAAAAUAAAAAGCACAGUUGUAACUACCUGAGAUACGAAAGUUCAGUUUCAUACAAAUGCUUGUAUGACGUGAAUAGUUGAUGGCAUUUUUUUGUCAUGAGAAAAAAAUAAUGUAAAUCACAGACUUUUGCCAAAGCUCUUAUUUUUUUUCCCCCUAAAUCUCUCCAGGGAAAAAAAAAAAAAUGCAAGUGAUUAGAUUCAAUUCUUGACUCCUUUUCACUUUUUCUCCAUGACUUGUCCAAAUCAAACGACGGUGUAUGUUGUAACAGUAUCUAUGACCGCUGUUAGCCCGUGAUAUAUCCAUUCCAAUUAGAAGAAAAGAAAUGUGAAUAUUAUAUUCUGUGUUUUGAGUGACAAGUUUCGAAGAAUAAAAACACUGUAUUUUUAAAAGGGAAAUGCACUUAAAUGAAAACAGUUAUUACAAAAGUUAAGAUUUAAAAAAAAAAAAGAAGCAAGAGGUUUUAUUAUGAUGUAAUACCGGUAGAAUAUUUAAAAGGCGCACCACAUCUGAAUAAUCAAUGUAAAUAUUUUCUUUCCAAGUUGUAAGUUUUCAUAUCAUGUGUUGUAAAGUUUUUCAUAAACGAGGCUUUAAGAUAAACACUGGUGAUAUAAACCAUUCAUUGCUACGUUGCUUAUUGUGUUUUUAUGCUGUUUUAUACUUUUUUAUGAGUUACGAUAGCAGCAAUUAAGUUGUUUGUAUUUUGCUUAACUAAAAGAAAAAAUGCUUUUAUCUUGCUAUAGAAUAAACACAUUUCAGUAAAAACCGUGGACUGUAUUUUGAUGCAGCAACAAGGCAACUGUUCACUUUUCAAAUAAAAUGCUCUGUCA